AUGCCUUCCUUCGCUUACCUUACUGCGGCUCUUGCCCUGACCAGCGCUGUUGCUGCCACUCCCGUCCAGAAGCGUGACCGCUUCUCCGUCGAGCAGGUCAAGCACACCGUUCACCUAAAAAACGGUCCCGCUCAGGUCGCAAAGACUCUCCGCAAGUACGGCAAGGUUGUGCCUCAGCACAUCCAGACUGCUGCCGAAAUACGUGCCAAUACCGCUGCUGCUGCCGUCACGGGAUCUGAGCCCGCUAAUCCCAGCGACGACACCGACACUUCAUACCUCAGCCCGGUCACCAUUGGCACCACCACUGUCAACCUUGACUUCGACACUGGAUCUGCUGAUCUCUGGGUCUUCUCCAGCCUCCAGUCCUCCUCGCAGCUUGCUGGCCACGACUUCUACAAGGUCGACUCCUCAAAGCUCAAGAGCGGCUACAGCUGGAAGAUCAGCUACGGCGAUGGCUCCGGCGCAUCUGGCAAGGUCUACGCUGAUAAGGUCACUGUUGGUGGUGUGACUGCCACCUCCCAGGCCGUCGAGGCUGCCACCUCCGUCUCCGCCCAGUUCUCCCAGGACCAGGACACCGACGGUCUUCUCGGUCUCGCUUUCAGCACCAUCAACACCGUCUCGCCCACGUCCCAGACCACCUUCUUCGACACCGUCAAGAGCUCCCUUGCUAAGCAGCUCUUCUCCGUCAACCUCAAGUACCAUGCCGCCGGUACCUACGACUUCGGCUUCAUCGACUCCACCAAGUACACUGGCGCCAUCACCUACGUCGACGUUGACAGCAGCAACGGCUUCUGGGGUUUCUCUGCCUCCGGAUACAAGAUCGGCACUUCCACAGCCGUUAGCCGCAGCAUCGACGGCAUCGUCGACACCGGCACAACCCUGAUCUACGUCGACACUGCCAUCGUAAAUGCCUACUACGCCAAGGUCAGCGGCGCCACAAACGACAGCACCCAGGGCGGCUUUGUGUUCCCGUGCAGUGCCACGCUCCCCAACUUCGCCAUCACCGUCGGUGGCGUCCUCCAGACCGUUCCCGGCAAGUUCAUCAACUACUCUCCUGUCUCUUCCGGCUCCAGCACCUGCUUCGGCGGUAUCCAGGACAACUCCGACAUCGGUUUCAACAUCUUCGGUGACAUUUUCCUCAAGAGCAAAUACGUUAUCCACGACGUUUCCACCGGUAGCCCGCGCCUCGGUUUCGCGCAGCAGGCUGGUGUCUCCUCCUAA
Messenger RNA from Didymella exigua CBS 183.55, 1221 nucleotides. RefSeq names its product Asp-domain-containing protein. The coding region runs from base 1 to 1221 and encodes 406 amino acids. Gene Ontology annotation, biological process: proteolysis. Lineage: Eukaryota; Fungi; Ascomycota; Dothideomycetes; Pleosporales; Didymellaceae. The record is from RefSeq and is a predicted model, not a curated record. Gene Ontology annotation, molecular function: aspartic-type endopeptidase activity. The transcript has 3 exons.